Molecule: messenger RNA, 636 nt
Organism: Cygnus atratus (black swan)
Lineage: Eukaryota; Metazoa; Chordata; Aves; Anseriformes; Anatidae
Gene: SNX12
Product: sorting nexin 12
Exons: 4
Coding region: 58-546 (162 amino acids)
Biological process (GO): endocytic recycling; late endosome to Golgi transport
Cellular component (GO): retromer complex; early endosome membrane
Molecular function (GO): phosphatidylinositol-3-phosphate binding
Source: RefSeq, a predicted model, not a curated record
CUGCGGCAGCGGCCGGGCCGGGGCCGAGGCGGGCGGGGCGGCGGCGGCGGCGGCACCAUGUCGGAGGCGGCGGUGGCCGACACCCGGCGCCUGAACGCCAAGCCGCAGGACCUGACGGACGCGUACGGGCCGCCCAGCAACUUCCUCGAGAUCGACAUCUUCAACCCGCAGACCGUGGGCAUGGGCCGCGCCAGAUACACCAGCUACGAGCUCCGCAUGAGGACAAACCUCCCGAUCUUCAAAUUGAAGGAGUCAUGUGUGAGGAGACGAUACAGUGACUUUGAAUGGCUGAAGAAUGAGCUGGAGCGAGACAGUAAGAUUGUAGUGCCACCGCUGCCUGGAAAAGCUUUGAAACGACAGCUUCCCUUCCGAGGAGACGAAGGCAUCUUUGAGGAGUCCUUCAUUGAGGAGCGGAGACAGGGCCUAGAACAGUUUAUUAACAAAAUUGCUGGACACCCACUGGCACAGAACGAGCGCUGCUUACAUAUGUUCCUGCAAGAGGAGACUAUUGAUAGGAAUUACGUCCCAGGGAAAGUGCGCCAGUAGGAGCACCUGGCACUGUCUUCCUCCAUUCCACCCUCCCUCCUGCAAAAAUGACAUUUAUUUUUACACUAAAUCUGUCUUCUCUGAACCAGC